Messenger RNA from Ciona intestinalis (vase tunicate), 6268 nucleotides. Lineage: Eukaryota; Metazoa; Chordata; Ascidiacea; Phlebobranchia; Cionidae. The record is from RefSeq and is a predicted model, not a curated record.
GUUUGUGAUGAUUGCGUUUUGCAAAAUCGAUUUACGCUUUUCUGUAUUUUAGCUGUCGUGCAAAUUACAGUCUGCUUAUGUGAUUAUGGAUGACGUAGAAGAUGCUUUCGUUUUCGUUUAUGAUCGCAGAAGGGGCAAAAAUGAAGAGAGGCGAAAAAUUCACAUUGGUGGUGUGUUUUCUUUCGACGUGUUCUUGGAAAAAGUUUUAGAUGUGUUUGACCUUGCUUCUGAUGAUGAGUUUAUUGUAACAACAACUGGACGAGAAGAAAUAAAUGAUGACGAUACUUUCGUGACACUUAUUGAGAGUGGGGACACGUUAUAUUUACUACAAUAUGUAGACCAGCCAUUAGAGGCACCUGUUGCAGAACACAUCGAGUACCAGCCUCAUUAUGAUACUUUAAUCAAAAGUGGAAUAUACGAGUAUUAUGCAAGUGAAGGCAACAUGAACCCAUUACCUUUUGCAUUCGCUGAGCUAAUAGACAAUGCUUUGGCUGCUACAGCCAGGAAUGUUGGUCCACGAAUAAUUGAAUUAAGUUUGCAUUUUAACACCUCAACUGCCGAGCAUAUGCUAUGCGUAUAUGACAACGGACAAGGCAUGUCAUCUCGACAACUCAACAAUUGGGCGAUUUAUCGACUUUCGAAAUUUAAUCGUAAAGAUCGAAGGGAUAUUGGAGAGCAUAUCCCAUAUCAUGAUGAUGAAAACUUAGCUACCCCAAAAUCGCUCAACAGCGACAUCUCCUGGUUCGGUGUUGGUGGAAAACAAGCAAUAUUUUUCAUCGGAAAUUCAACACGGAUAAUAACAAAACAAAGAAAUUCGUGCGACGUGCAUGAGUUCACAAUGUCCAAAAAUGAAUUCAAAAGAAAGGAGAAAAACAAGGAAGCAAUUUUCGCUGGCUACAUUCGGAAUAGAACGUUUGGAGACAGUUCACACAUCGCACAUUCGGAUGAUGUUAUUCGGGAUUUUAUUAACUCGGAAAAUGAUGAUAGUUUUACUCGUGUCAUCGUGUCUGGUAUAUCGGAACAUCACACGCAUUUCAUGAAGCAUGGAUUUGAUAUAUGGAAUAGACAACUUGCACACAUAUACCAUUACUAUAUACAUGGGCCCGAAGGCAACACAUCGAUGUCAAGAAACAGGAAAAAUAUUGGGGUUUCUGAUGUUAAUAUUUUGGUCACUCUGCACGAAAACGGGCAGAAAAUUUUGUCGACGAACCUUCGUGAUAUAGAAGAUGACCUCGAGACGAAAUACAUUCGGACCUCCGCGAAUACUUUUGAGUUUGUUGCCAAAUCUGAUGGAGAAAAUGGUGGCAUAGUGGAGGGAAUGAUCAGAUAUCAUCCAUUCUUAUAUGACAGAGAGACUUAUCCUAUUGACAGCACUCAAGAAUCAAGCGCAGAGUAUGACGGGACAGGGGAACCCCCGGGAAGGGGAAGACGGCCCAUAUUCGAAUGUUACUGGAACGGUAGACUAAUUCCAUACACUUUUAUUGAUGAUUUUGAUUGGUGCAAGAUACCACGCAAACAAGCAGCAUUACUGGGUGAUUGUUUUUAUCGAAUUUCUGGUUGUCUGUUUUCCAAUGAUAAAUUUCAGGUAAGCACCAACAAACUGACUUUUAUUGACUUGGACUCGAAACUAAAAGACAGAAACACGACAUUCAACCACAUGGUGUUAGGUGAGGAACAAAACGGACAAAUUAAUCGGCAUUUCGUUGACUGGUUGAAAGAAUGUCACGAAAAACAUGAUAAACAGGUGAAGUUUUUAAAACAUGUUUCUGUUGUAAUGAAAAACGAUGGCACACAUAAAUCUAAACAUACACUGUAUAAAGCUAUAGAGUGGGAAGGGAGGGUCUUUAGUAAAGGACAAUUGGUACGAACGCAAAGAACCGUUCCAGUUAUUUGCGGAACGAUUCGUAAGUUUUUACUUCCUGGUGAGUAUGAUGGAGAUGUAUAUUCAGUUGGUGGAGAAUUUGAACUUAUUCAGGAACCACAAGCGUUAUACGGAGAAAUUCGCUGCUUUCCGUUGUCGAAAUUGGAUCGCAACGUUUCGGUUGAAAUUGUUCAAGACCUUGUUCAACGAGAGGAAGGGAAGCUCCCUGCUACAAUUGAAGUUGAAUGGCCUGACAACGAUGAGGUGACUGAAGGUCAAGUUUCGUUUGCUGGGGUUAAUAUAGGUGCAAUGCAAGCCGUUAUUCUCAACCAGGAUGACGAACCAAUCCACAAACUGUUUUCGAACAACGAGACUCGAAAACUUCUCGUCGAACAAAGGGUUUAUCUAUCCCCCCCUAGUGGAGAAAUGUCCGUACAAGUCUCAAGUCAUGUGACGUCCCACUCAAAAAAUGGCGACUAUUAUUUUGAAAGAAUAGAAAACCUAAAAGCUCCCGGCAACUAUAGCGUUACUAUACAAGCAGCAUUAGAUGAGAGUGGGGUGUAUGUAUACGGUGACGGUCGUAAGUUGCCAUCGCUGACAAUUAAUUUCUGUAUACAGGAAUCUCCACCACACAGGUUUAUGGUGGGCAUUUUGGAAUCGCCUUUGAGAAUAGGUUGUCCAUUUGACCUACCAUUAGACAUGCAAGAUGAUAAUGGACAUUCUACAAGACCUACUUUUGAAGUGGAUCCUAUACUAGAGUCAAACGGUUUAGAAUUAUCUUACGAUUCUACAGAGAUAAAAGGAAAUUCUCUCGUCAUAAAAGACGUUGUUGCUAUUGGCGAUGUUAUGUCUCAACAGGGCAAGAAUUUUCAAAUGAAAGUGAUUGUACCUGGUCUUGCAUUGGAAUCUCAAACACUGAAGAUACGUUUACUGCCCGGUGACCCCCAUUCACUUGCUAUAACUUCAUUUAAUGAUGGAUUUGAAGAAAUUCAAUUUGAACAAGGUACAACUGAACUACCAGAAUUUCUCACUUUUGAAAAUUCUUCGAAUAUUUCUCUAAAUGUUGGUGUUGUUGAUAUCGCUGGCAACCUGACAUUAAAACCACGUCUUACUGUGCAAUGCAAGUUUUCUGGAUCACCUGGUUUACCAACCUGGACUUGCAACUGCUCCAACACUGGUUAUGGUGUAAUUGGUGGAAAAAUUAAACUGAAACAUUUAAAAAGUGAGAAAAAAAUUCAAGCUAAGAUUGAAGUACAGGGCUCUAAAGAGAUCACAGCGUUGCAACAAAAAUUCAUUUUAAAACCUUCGUCAAAAAUUUGUUUUUUGAACGUUUUUUAUAAAAAACCUUCAGCAGCAAACAACGAAAAAGUCGAGAAACUAAAGCGAGGUCAAGACAUGUAUUUUGAAGCUGGUGAAACGAUGCAAAAUAUAUCGUUCCAACUUCUAGAUGAAGCAAAACGCAGUGUACCUAUUGAUGUAUCUAAACAUGCUUCGAAUAUACAGGUAAACUGGACAGAUGAAAUUUCCAGCUCAGAUUUGGAAAACGGUUUCUUACCAGACGUAUUUAUUCCAACUAAUGUAUCGGACACAAGGUUUUGUCAAGUUACUUACCUUGGAGAAAAGAACGUUCAUUUUUCUUUCAAUAUAAAGCCAAUAGCAGGGCAACCAGCUGGAAUAAAAGUUACGAUUCAUGGAAGUCGUGAAACUCGAAUUGGUAUGAUACGAAGGGAGCCCAUCUCGAUUUCACUACUUGAUAGUUUCAGUAACCAGCUUAAUAUAGCCCCGAACCAACUUGGUUUGGUUAGUGUUAAAGCAGAAGGCUUGGACGAGUCUAUUCUAUCAAAGUAUAUAGAGGGCAAAUGUGUUGUGGUCAGUGACAUUCAGUUUAAUCAGGGGCCUCUUGGUAGCAAGGAGCUAGUUAUUUCUUAUGGAUCUGAUAUACAAGAAUAUGCUGUGCUACAACUUGUAGCUGGUACGCCAGUCACAUUACAAGUAAAAGCGUGGGGCGACGACCCACUGCCUGUGUUAAGUGGGACCCGAAUUCGGGACCCAAUCUCAGUUCAGCUGCUGGAUGGUUGGGGAAACCCCUCACCUGAGAAUGGGGUCAAAGUUUUACUGGGUAAGGACCCGGGUUUGAAGCUCACCCCUUCGGCUGGGGUCUUGAAAACAAACGAUGACGGAUUUGUUUCGUUUCAAAAAUUCUCUUUCUCAGGCAAAUGUGGCGAAUUCUGGCUUCAGCCGCGUGCAAUUUAUAACCGUAGGGCAAUGGAAGGUCGCAAAUUGUUUAUAUCUCUUCUCCCGAACACAGAAACUCCCGUUUCGAUACAAUAUCAAAAAAGUGGGCAAGAAACUACUGUUACAGUUGGUACCCCUUGGCCAGAAUAUGACGUCGAUAUUUUAUCUGAAGAAGAAACAAGGGUGACAACAUCGGUUAACUUAUGUAUGGUCAUUUGGAAAGGUAAAACAAAAAACGAUGAAAUCUCCUCAAAUGCAGAGUGGCACCGUGCCGUGGCAUCUAAUGGACACCAUAGUUUUCAUGGCAUCAAGUCACCAACAAAAGUUGGUGAAUAUUGUUGUGUUUUUUGCGUUACAGAGAAUCUUGCUUCAAAAACUGCAGUUCUCACAAGUGAAGUUUUUACCAUGAAGACAGUAGCAGGUGUUCCAAAAUGCUUACUUCCAAGUUCUGAACCAGGAACACCAACAGUAUCAAACGCACAUGUUGCUGUAAAUAGAAUUCUAAUUCGGAAUCUCAAACUCCAAUUAAUGGACGGAAUGGGAAACUUGUGCAAUGACGACAUAAAGUCUAAUAUCUCCGUUACAAUACAGCCCUGUGAUCAGACAUUAAAGUGUAGCGAAACCCCCAUGUUUGUGGGAAAUGCUUCGAGACUGUUUGUUCCAAUUCGUAAAGGAGAGGCUUUACUGCAGAAUCUAACAUUGCAAGAGAAUUCACCCGGCAUAGACGGCUCACAAUAUAUUCUACAUUGCGAGAUACAAAACGAUGAAAGGAACAUACAACCGUAUAUGUUAAAGUUCUUAUUUUAUAACGAUGCGAAAAAAUACGCUCAAAUGAGUGAAUUAGUUCAGCAAAGAGACGUUUUAUUACACGCUGUAAAAAUGUACGAAGAAACUUUCUCUGCACACAAAACAUUGUUUGAUGAGAUAAAACAAGGGUGUGCAGAAGCUGAUAAGAAAAAAACGAAUUUAAUUCGCGACCUGCAAAAGUUGGGGUUAUCUAUCUCAAGUUCGUGCCAGUCAUGUGACAUUUCGCAGUUGAUCGAACACUGCUCGUUGAGGCGUAACAGCCUAAUGCACGACGAUAAAAGAAAAUGUUUAUUGCCGGAAUACCAGGAUGCUAGUAGUGAAGUUUUGGGCAAGAUUGGUCACCUAGCAUUAAUCUCAGAUGACGACGCAGCGUGUGUAUUAUCGUGGCAUAUGUCCGCUGAUAUGGAUUGUCUUGUUACUUUCACAACUAAAAAGGCAAGAGAAAUCCACAAACUAUCUGACGGCAGACAGCAAGUUUUACCUUUAGACAGUAUCUAUAAAAAAAAUCUUUCCGACUGGAAAAAACAACUGCCGCAUGUAAAAGCAAGAAUUUCUCAGGACCAAGUAACUGGAAACCCAAUUUUUGCGCGAAAACUUUUGAAUUUCCAAAAAGACCAAGUCAACUGUAGAAUGAUUUUCACGAUGCUUCUGGGCGAUACUAUUCUUAUAGAUGACUUAGAUUCUGCUAAUCAAUACAGAAACAUGGUGGUAAAGCACACGCACUGUCCAACGAUUUUAACCCGCAAUGGUCACCGGAUUCGUAGCAAUGGAAAAUUUGGUGGUAACCAAAACCGAGCACCAGCUGUCGAGAAACUUCGGGGCAUGGUGUUCGGUGCUCCAAUGUCAGAAGAAUAUGCAACAUGUGUUAAACAAAUUGAAAUUCUGGAAAACAUUAAGUCCGUUAUCGAAGAAAUUCAUUCGUCACAGGAGGAGCUAGAGAGUCUACAACUUGAAACGGACGAAAUGAAAUUUAAAGAGCAGGAACACAAGGAGGCACAAGAGAGGCUAAACGCAAUCGAAAAGAAAAUAGGUUUCCACAACCCACAACGAAGAAGUUUACCUGAAUCUACACGGCAAACCAGAAAAAGAUUCAAAAAAUCGUAAAAAAAUUUUGACGCUUAAAUUUUCAUGCUCAUUUUGUAGCAAAUUUUCACACUAAAUAUUUAGUUCGAAGGUAAAAGAAAGUUUGCAUUUUUAAUCAAUUGAUGCUUUUUGUAUUUUGUUUUCAGUUACAGCUAUAUUUUACACAAUUUUGGUUUUAAUUUGGUAAUUAGGAAAAAACUAUAUAUUUGUGUGCUUUUUACGCCAACAAUCAUUGUUCUUGAAAUUCUUUUUUAUUCUUUAAUAUAAAAAUUAUAAAACUCA